Chara braunii is the source of this 2708-nucleotide messenger RNA. The record is from the annotation of a GenBank genome assembly. Lineage: Eukaryota; Viridiplantae; Streptophyta; Charophyceae; Charales; Characeae.
GCGGGAGAUAAUACUGCACUACGCUGUGGCCGUCUGCCAUCGUGGCGCCAAGUGAGGUCCGGCGCGGCUUGCAACGACCAAGAUUUUUUCUGUUAAGCCAGAGAAGGUUACGUGUGGACUGUCUGAAAGAAGAUGCUUGUGAGCAGACAGACGACAUCACUGGUGGAAACUGCCUUGCUCCUUCACUGAAACGACUGAGUUGUCUCAUAAAGAAGGGACAAAAUCUUUUUCUUCAACAGUUAUUUGCUUUAUUGAGAGAAAUCAACGAUGUCGGGAUCUGCUGCUGGAACGUCGAGCUCUCAAGAGAAAGCUGAAGCCGUCCGAUCUGAAGACAUGGCGUCAACAACUUCGACUUCAUCACCUGUGUCAGCAGAUGGGGGUGACUUUGGGAGUGAGCCUGGCCCCCGUAAAGCUUCGAUUCUCGAUUUGGAUGAAGUUCAGAUGGCAGAUGAUGCAAAAGCAGAGGGUAACAAGUUAUACGUUCAGAAAGAUUAUGCUGGGGCACUUGAGUGCUAUGCCCGCGCGCUAGAGUUGAUCCCUGUGCAUGAAGACACUAUUCAGAACAGGGCAACGUAUCAUGCCAAUCGAGCGAUUUGCUUUCUCCAACAGGCUGAAUAUGUUGAUGCUGUGAAGGAGAGCACCUUGGCGUUGGAGCUAAACCCGAAUUACGUGAAGGCGCUCCUCCGACGAGCACAAGCACAUGAGAAGCUCGAUCAACUCGAGGAAUCAUUGCAAGAUCUGAAGAAGGUGGUGGAGCUUGAUCCUUCUGAUAAGCAGGCCAAGGAGGCAGUACGAAGACUUGAGCCGGCGGUGAUGGCCAAAAGAGAGAAGAUGAAGGAGGAAAUGUUAGGUAAGUUGAAAGACCUCGGCAAUUCCCUUCUUGGUCACUUUGGUAUGUCAUUGGACAAUUUUAAAGCGGUUCAAGAUCCGAAGACCGGCGGUUACUCAGUUAAUUUCCAGCGGUGACGAGCAAGCUCUAAUGAAAGGUGGACUGAGUUGGCAGAUACAUGUUUCCAGCAGUGAGGAUGAUUCUCGAUCAGCAAGAUGUAUGGAAAGGUGGACUGAGGUGGCUCGUACUGUUGUCGACAAUGGCGCUGCGGCGUAUGGAUGGCAUUGGGAGAGGUGUGGACCUCCUCGGCUCGUAGGCUGAUGACGGACAAGUGAAUAGUAACCUAAUGAAAAGGAAAGGAUCAGUGCGAUCGUCUUCUUUCUCUACCUGCACCUGAGUGGCAAACUGUCGUUUUCUGCAUUGCGAGAUCUGAUUCCCCGAGAGGACAUUGACACAUGCAUUGGAAGACCUGUCGCCACUUCCCUCCAGUCUCCGUGCGAGUGUCUCAAGACACAGUAUUGCUCGUCUCUCGUGAUGGUACAAGCUUCGGGACUUCAACAACCCACUGGCACUCUUUUGAUUGCUGGUGAGGUAUGGACAACACGGAGAACACGGAAGCACCGAAGUUGUCUCCUCUGGGCUGUCCCACCUUUUUGCGGUGUGGUGCCAUAAGGAGUGUGGGUUGGGUGUACGUGGAGACAGUGUGCGUUGGAUGCCAUAAGGCGUGUGUGUCAGAUGUUCAGCAAGUGUGUGUGGGAUGUUUAGCCUGUCUGUGCUUGUGGAAGACGUUCACAUACAUGCCAGUGUCGGUCAGAGUAAAGUGCAGCAGACCAAGCAGUGCGUGCCUCUUGUGUCCAUGAGAGCAGCAUUGAAAGCCAGAAUGACGCAGCAGUGCUCGUCUCUUGUAUUUGUGUGAGGAUCAAGACUAGUAGUGACGCUGCAGAUGGCCUCGGACGCACAAGCGCAUCCAGGCAGCGCUGGUUUUUGGUUGUGUUCAUGCAAGCAUUGGAUAGAAAACCAUAUGGCACCCUCGUCCCCUGUGUCCGUGUGAGCAUCAGUACUCCUGGUGGCCCAUUUCCUGUCUGUACGUAUGCCAGGAGGCCUGGUGGUGCUUUCAUCUUGCCUCCGUCUUCGAGGGUUGGAAGGUCCAGGAGUCUUUUGUCGGCACAAGCAUAGAAAGACCCGGUGACCUUUUUCUCCUGUCUCUUGCAAGCUUUGAAUUUUUUGUGCUGCCUGCGUCUUGCGGUAGUGGAAGAGCUGCUGGCACUGGUAUCAUGUACCCAUUGUGUGGCUACUGGGAGAAUGCUGUUCAUAGAAAAACCUGGUGGCACUUCCAUAUUGUCACCCUGCAAGUCUUGGAGUGCCUGUGUACCUGUGUCUUCCAUCGGUGUAAACAGUUGAGCGGCGUAAACAAUUGAAGAGCUGCUGGUGCUCGUAUCCCUUUUGGUUGACUAUUGGGAGAAUCAGUGGUUCCUUAUUCCUCCAGCUACUCACGGUUGGCCUUGAGGUGGUAUUCAUCAGUCUUGCAAAUCAAGCUUUGCGGUCCUGCUGCUCCAACAAUGGAUAGAGGCGGUCGGUCGGUCGGUUGGUCUCACACACACACACACACACACACACACACACACACACACACACACACACACGCACGCACACAGGGCCCGCAGGAGAGGGCCACGCAAUGGUGGAAAAAAAUGCAGUGGAGAUGCUCAAACUACGGCCAAAACGCAGAGAAACGGCCCCCUGGCAAACCGCGAAAUCGCAGUAGUAGCCCCUUUUGUAGAGUCUGAUCGCCCCUCCAAGUCACCACACCUCCACCUCUGUCCAAACAACAGUUACGCAGCCUAAAAUGAUUAUGUUCGAAUAAAGCACCCCCUUGUGC